UAAAUAAACACGGAUAACUGCGAAUUUUUUGAUAUAUAAAUACAACAAUUCCGAAUGUAAAAUUCAUAAUAAACCAGACACCAUGAAGGUAGCAUUUUUUGUAUUAGCGACAGUCCUCGCCUUCGCUUCCGCCGACGAGGAUGUCGGAUGGCUGAGCGAAAUGCUGAACGACCUGAAGGCGGAACAUCUGGAGGAGAAGAUCGUUCAUUUGCAAGGAAUGUGUUCUGGAAAUCAAGAAGCCGUAAAGGUCGCCGCCAGAGAGUUCGAACACUGCGUGGACGAUGUCAUCGAUUUUGAAACGAAGACGAUUUGCGGCAUCAUGAAGGCCGACUAUCAAAAUUGCACGGUGCCUUUCGUCAGAGUGCUGACCAGCUGCAUGGACGACGAAUACAAGGACAUUCCCGGCUUCCUCGUUAACACAGUUCACAACGUGGUCUCGUACAUUUGUAGGGUCAACGGACAACACUUCAUGGAACUGUCGAAUCCUUGUUUCUGGAACAGUGAGUCGACCGAUUUGAAGAAGUGCGAGGACUUGAUCGAGGCCAAAAUUGGUGAGCUUAAGCAAGAAGCCAAAACUACCAGCGGCGAGUAUUGCGAAUUCUUCGAAACAAUAAACGGCUGUUUCAACCAUCAUUUGAGGGCCGAAUGCAAACAUCCCGUGACGGUCGAAGCUUACAGCGGUCUCUACCAAGCUUUAACCAAAGAGUGCAAAAACAUUAAGAAUAACAAUUUGUAGAAAUAAAUACCUAUCAUUUGUAUUUAGUGACAAUAAAAUGGCAUUUUAAGUUUAA
Aethina tumida (small hive beetle) is the source of this 791-nucleotide messenger RNA. RefSeq lists its product as uncharacterized. The coding region runs from base 83 to 736 and encodes 217 amino acids. The transcript is spliced from 5 exons. Lineage: Eukaryota; Metazoa; Arthropoda; Insecta; Coleoptera; Nitidulidae. The record is from RefSeq and is a predicted model, not a curated record.